CAUGUGCAACAGAAACAGAAUCUUGUCUUGUGUUGCACUUUACAAAAGCUUUGACACACAAGAUGUAAAGCUUCCAGAAGUGAAACAUGAUUGUUGUUCCUGCUGUCAUGCAUCCUGUGACGUAAUGGUAUGAGGUAAUGGUAUGUGUGCAAUGCCUUUUUUUGAACUUAGGAGAGGGUUUGCCAAAAGUUUCAAAGCAAGGAGAAGUGUGAACUGUAUCCAAGCCAGAGAAGCGCUAAUGUAACAUCAUUCUUUGAUAAGCAAUUUUUUGUUGGCAUAUCAAAGAGUAUCACCAAGGAGCUUCAAGGCCACUUACCUUUUAUAACAAGCAUUGACUAUAUUCUUAGCCAAACUCCCAUUUACAAAGAGCAUCAUGCUGGAGAAAUAGUUCUCAUAGUGCAUGAUAUCUUUGGUGAUAUAACAGAUAUAGAAGUAAGCAAGGCACAAAAUGCUGCUAGAGACAGGAAUGAAGAAGUACAGAGUUUGUCCUUGCCAGAGUGGCUCUUUUGUCCCAAGUCAGAUGCAGAUAGUACAUCUGGAAGUGACAAAAGUGAUUUGUCUGAUGGUAUAGAAGCAUUAGAUGCUAAAGAUGACUCGAGAUAUUAUUCACCCUAAUUAAUAGUAUGCAACUGCUGAGAGCUGUUAAUUGCUAUCCAUAAGUCAUUAUUAUUUAAUCCAGUCAAUCUAUUUGUGCUUAUUUGUAUCCAAGUUCAAAAUGAAAAGUAACUGAUUUGGUGCAAUAGGAUAGGUUUUUAAACACACAUUAUUUUAACAAACUUAAGAACCAGAUUGUCUAAAAUUUAAGAAACAUUUUGGAAACAUCCUCCAGCUGAUUUAGGCAAAAAAGAAAUAUUUUCCUUUUUUUCUCUUCAAAUAAUCAUUUUGAAACUGGCAUGUUGAUUUCACUAUUUGCUUUACAAUCCACCCCUGUUAUGUUAUUCAGUAUUUUUGCUAUCAAAAACAUUUACUCUUUAAAUGAACAUUUAAAAAAUAUUGCAGGCUUAACAAGGCUGAACUUAAAUUUCAUGUUUGUUACAAUAAAAAAGAAUAUAAAAUGAUCCUGUUAAAAUCUUAGUAAUAUUCGUACUUACUCUUUUCUUAGCUCCACUAUGAUGUAAAACCAUAGACAUGCGAUAUGCCAAAGCACUUAGUGUUGGGCUUCUCAUUCUCAUUAAAAUUGCAUACACCAUUGCAAGACCAUGCAAACAUGUUCUGUGCUCUUGUCUUUCUUUGAUUUUCCUUGAUGUAACUGCGGCUUUUAAUACAUGAUACAGCAAAGGGGCUCGUUUUUGCAUUUCAUCAAUGACUCAUUUUUUAGUUUAACUAGUUCUUCACAAUUGUUCUUAGACAGCAAGCUUGGAUUUUUUACAGCCACAACAGUUGACACCUUAUCAACAACUUUGUCCUCAACCCAUUUAAAAAGUAAUGGUUUCAGAUCCUUGUGUUUUUCCAUCUUCUUUAUAACGAAUUUGAUAUCACCAGUAACAGGUGCAAUUAUAAUAGAUGACAGGAUCUCUGACUGAACACACAUUUGCUUUGAGCCUGACAGGUAAUUUAUACGUACCUUUAUAAAAAAAAUUGUGUGUCAAUGUUUGUUUGUUAGUUACUUAUAUAAUAACAGUUAAAUCAUUUGUAAAACAAUCAAUUAGUUUAUAAAUUCUAAUGAUGUGAAAAAGAAUCACAGGGGGUGCUCUCUCCUUGAUAUACUGAGAGCUUCUGCUCGAUAAAUUUCCUUCCAUACAACUCCCCAUUUGUAUUUAAUGAUUUAUUGUUUGUAUUUUUUCUAAAAUAUAUAGAUUCAGUUAUGAUUUGCUAUUUGUAUUGAUUGUUGUGUUUAAUGUAUUGAUUUAACCUGAAUGUUGAGUAUUGUAUGUUGUCUAUUUUAGAAAAUAAAACGGAACUGAACUUUAUAAAAUGACAGCAACCCUCCUGAAUAAAACCACAUUGUGACAUGACAACAUUCCUUCUAUGUUUAUAAGGAUAUUGUUUUACAUUUCAAUCUAUUUGUACUGAAAAAACACUUUGCAUUUUAUAUGAAUAAAAUUAAAAGACUACUAGUAAAAUUUGUGAAUCUAAGAAUUAAUAAAAAACAAUAGCUAGAUGACAGUUAGUCUUUUUAUUUAUCUGAAUAGUUUGCGCAAAUAAGACCAAUAGUUUCAGCUUCACUCCACAAGUUUGUAUUGUGCUGAUAUAUUUCAUUUCUUAAAAUGUUUUCAUGAAAAGAACACCCGAUCCUCGCUCCAUUAUCCAGUUAGUUCUACUAAUGGUUGUACACCAUUACUCAAGGACAACUUGAGUAAUGCUCAUAAUACAUAAUACGUAUUACACCAUUAGUAAAGCACUACACAUUAAUGGUAAUUUAGAAUAUUUUUCGUAUAGAAUUGGUAUAGGGCUACAUCGAGUAUUUCACUCGCACACUUUUUAUCGAUUGGAUUUGUGUAUAGGUUUGGUGGGUGUAUGUUUAAUUAAGAACUUAUUAAGAACAUGUUUAAAUUCCUUUAUCGCAGCCAUAACGGCCCAACAUCGCUCCUUUAUGGGUAUAUUUUGGCAUGUUGUUUGGAUUUUUUUCAUUGCAUAUAUAUGGAUAUAUUGUGGCAUCUAUCGAUUUGUUCCUUACAUUCCCUUCAUGAAUAGUCGGGUAAUUUUAGGUUCCAUUCAGUUCAAUUGUUCAGUUAAGUUGACUGAUUUUAAAUUUCUCUAUAUACAAAUUAAAACUGCUGAAUGCAAAUUAAGAUGCAGAUAAUAAAUACAUAAGACGAUACAUAUAGUAAAGAACAAAGGUACAUGACAUUGGAGGAUUUGUAUGGAGGGGAAUUCUUAAGGAGGAACCCUCACAAUAGCAAAGCUAAUCAAGGAGAGAGCUCCCCCUUUUUAGACAAUAAAUUAGAAACUAUAUGGGUGAGUUAUGACCCAUAUAGUUUCUGACCCAUUUUAAACCAUUUUUGAGUAAUGACCCAUUUUAAAAACCAAAUUAAAAAUUUCUUUAUUAUUCAUCUUUACCUCUUAAUUCACUCUGCAUCAAAUUUAAUGUUAAUUACUUCUAAUAAAAAGUUUAGAUCCGGAUUGAGAUGGAGCAUCAUGCUUUGGUCCAGGAAAUAAUUGUGCUUGGGCUGAAAAAUAACACUUGUGUGAAAAGAAAUGGCAAAGCAAGGCUAAAAAAGAGGCUUCGCAAAUCACUUGAUAAACAAGUUAGCGCAUCGAUUGAAGGUGGAAUGGAAAUUUCAGAUGUCAAAGAAAAGCUAAUUUUUGAGUUGCAAUCAAAGUACACUAAUAAACUUGACCCAAACACAAACAUUCCUAGAACAGUACAAAGGCUGAAAGAGAUAGUGGACACAAAAUCAGAAGACAACCUACCAACAUCAACACUGAUUGCCCAACCCCAGCUAAGCAACUCAGAUUCCUCAGAAAGCGAAAGUUCGACAGCUGUAAUGGUAGAUAACAGUUUGGAAGAUUUGCAGAAGAGCUCAUCAAUGAUUAUGCCUCAAAGUGAUGUAACACAAAACAGGGUGCAUGUUAUGAAACAAGAAAUAAACAAUUUACGCCUUAAGAAUAACGACCUACGCGAUCAUACAUCAAUGCUUAGAAAGAAACUUGAUGUUUCACAAAAACAGUCCCUAAUGCUAUUGGAAGAUAGACGAUCUCUUCAAAAAAAAAACAUUGAGCAUUCCUUGGAGACUAUGAAGGGUAUAUUUAACCCAAGAGCAAUGAAGCUUGUAGAAAAUGCCACAUUAAGUGAUUCUUUUUCAAAAAAUGACCCCUUAAUGCUAGAGCUGACUGUGCCUGUGGUAGAAUCAUCCAACAUCCCACAAGAUAUGAACAGCCAGUUCAUCUGGAAUGGAAAGCAGACACAUAUUUUUCGCUGUCUGUUAAGUACAGGGCACUCUAUUUAAAUGCACAUAUGAGGCACGAAUUCUCAAAUACUUGGGACAACAUCCAAAUAUUGUCACUCUCCAGGGUAUCUUCUUUGUCGAGAAACAAUGCUUCCUUGCCACAAGUUUUGUGAAUGGGGGCACUUUGACUAACUAUUUAAGAAAAACAACUUAUAUCUCAAGAUGAGAAGUGUGUAGUAUAUUGCAGGGUAUUGAGCAUGCACUCUCUUACUUGCAAAGCAAGCAUGUAGCUCACAACAAACUUAUAACUAAUAACAUUUUACUUGAGCCAGCUGGGCUACUUUUCAACCCAUUCCUUGUUGGAUUCAGCAAAGC
Messenger RNA from Rhopilema esculentum, 4205 nucleotides. The record is from RefSeq and is a predicted model, not a curated record. Lineage: Eukaryota; Metazoa; Cnidaria; Scyphozoa; Rhizostomeae; Rhizostomatidae.